AUGUCAGAUCGCCAAGACCCUGCGAUCUCUGCUGAACUUAAGGAAUGGCUUUUCUCAACUAUUGCAGAGUCCAUUCCUAAGGCUCUGGCAGCCUACCAUGAACGUAAUCCAGAGGUACACCCCUCUACACAACAGCCCUCUGACUCUGAGGACUCCCAUAUCUCCGACCAAGAUAGCGCCCCGCGCAAAAGACCCUGGAAAGGGAAUAGCGCUACUGCGGGCAAGGGCAAAGCUCCUGCUAAGGUCGUUAAACAUUCUAAGCCCUAUGUUUCACAGGAUGUUACAGACCCUCUAGAGGGUUCUACUUCACGUUUAUCUGGCCAUAUUCUAAGUGACUAUGACCCCAAUUACUCUGACGAGGAUCCCAUGGUGAAUGUGCCCCAGGAUUCCUCAACAUCGGAGUUCGUGAAAGAAACUUUCCUAAAUCAAGAUCACAAGAGUAAGGUACCUGA
Messenger RNA from Pelobates cultripes (western spadefoot toad), 452 nucleotides. NCBI's taxonomy places the organism in Eukaryota, Metazoa, Chordata, Amphibia, Anura, Pelobatidae. The record is from the annotation of a GenBank genome assembly.